AUGAUCGCAGCGCCCUGGGACAGGGCCUCAGCACGCGAGCAGCUAUUUGUGCUGGUCACUGGCGCAAACAGCGGAGUCGGCCUCGGCAUCUGCGAACGCCUCAUCGACGAUUUCCUCGCGACCCGGCCCCUGACCGCGCACCUGAUCCUCAUCCCGACGACCCGCUCCGUCCGCAAGUCUCGCGAGACCAUCUCCUCCCUCCGCGACCACCUCCACCGCACCGCGACCACGUCCCCGGCCCUCCGCUCCCGUGCCGGAUCCUCCUACUACGACCCCGCCGACACCCUCGCCCGCGUCCACCUGCUUUCCACCCAGCUCGACCUCUGCGACCUCGCCUCCGUGUAUGCCUGCGCCGCGAACCUCGUGUCCGGCACGAUCACCGACCCGACCGACACAACGAACCCCGCACCACAGUACAAGAUUCCGCGUCUCGACUCGAUAAUCUUCAACGCCGGCUUCGGCGGCUGGACGGGCCUCGAUUGGGCCAGCCUCUUCACCAGCCUCUUCACACAGGGCCUCCUCUCCAUCGUCACCUGGCCCUCCUUCAAGCUCGCCCGCCCGGGCGCCGUCCUCAACCAGCGCCCCGUCCGCUCCGACCUGGUACCCACAGACUCCCCCGAUAACCCCCUCUCCCUAGCCUCCGCUUACGAUACCAAGCCCUCCUCCCCCGUGCUCGGCGAAGUCUUUUGCGCAAAUGUUUUUGGCCACUACGUCUUUGCGCACGAGCUCCUCCCCCUGCUGAGUAGGGCCACCCCCGAAGAGACCCCUGGCCGCGUCAUCUGGACGAGCAGUAUCGAGCCCCAGGCCCGGCACUUCCGCCUAGACGACUUCCAGGGCGUCGAGACCGAAGGGCCCUACGAGUCCUCCAAGCGUCUCACCGACGUCCUCUGCCUGACCUCGCACCUCCCCGCAACCCAGAAAGUCUCGGCGUCCUUCUUCAAGCCCGAAGACCCCAAGGCGGCGCAGGCCCUACCAGUUCGUCCUUCCUUUUACCUCACGCACCCGGGCGUAGUCGCCUCCAACCUGUUCCCCGUCCCCUUCCCCUUCAUCCUCUUUUGGGCUUACAAGUUUGCGCUCUACCUCGCGCGGUGGCUGGGCUCGCCGUGGCAUCCCGUCACGGGGUACAACGGCGCCGCGGCGCCCGUCUGGAUCGCGCUGCAGGACGACGAGACGCUCGUGGAGCUGGACGCCAAGAAGAUCAAGUGGGGCUCCGCGACGUCCUUCUCCGGGCGGCAGGAUGUCAAGAAGACGGAGGUCGAGGGGUGGGGGUGGGAGGGCGCCGUCGAAGACCGCGACUCCCUGUCCAGGGAUCCGGCGACGGGCGUGCUGAGGAAGGUCGUCGGGAGGAACCCCAACGCCAAGGACCUGAGCAAGGAGCAGCUGGCCGAGUUUGAGGUGCUGGGGACCAAGAUCUGGGCCGAGAUGGAGAGGCUGCGACACCAGUGGGAAGAGUUUCUUGACAUCCGCGGGCAGGGUAUCAACGGACACAGCAACGGCAAAUCCGGAUGA
Messenger RNA from Colletotrichum spaethianum, 1509 nucleotides. Its product is annotated as 3-keto-steroid reductase. The record is from RefSeq and is a predicted model, not a curated record. The transcript has 2 exons. Gene Ontology annotation, molecular function: 3-beta-hydroxysteroid 3-dehydrogenase (NADP+) activity. Gene Ontology annotation, biological process: ergosterol biosynthetic process. NCBI's taxonomy places the organism in Eukaryota, Fungi, Ascomycota, Sordariomycetes, Glomerellales, Glomerellaceae. The coding region runs from base 1 to 1509 and encodes 502 amino acids. Gene Ontology annotation, cellular component: lipid droplet; endoplasmic reticulum membrane; mitochondrial outer membrane.